Messenger RNA from Dimorphilus gyrociliatus, 1728 nucleotides. NCBI's taxonomy places the organism in Eukaryota, Metazoa, Annelida, Polychaeta, Dinophilidae. The record is from the annotation of a GenBank genome assembly.
CGAUCUUGCGCUUCUGACGUCACGAUCUGUCGAUUCUUAACAAGAACUCGCAAAUUUUUUCGAAUUUUAUUGGAAAUAAGGAAACAAAAUAUCAACUUUUUAGCCUUAUAUGACUCAGAAAACAAUGACCUCAAACGAUACUUAUAUGGAUACCAGCGUAAUGUCACCUAUAAGCGAAGAUAUGGACCAGGUAGCUAGGAUAUGCAUAGAAACAACGAUCGAUCGGAUUACACGACAGGGUCAUAUAAAUCGUCCUACAAAACCCCUUCAGAAGAAUUAUCCAAAUUGUAUUUGGAGGAAAGGGGAACAAGCAUAAAGUAUUUCGAUAAAUGGAGCGAAGUGGAACAAAUCGACUUCCUCCAAACACUGCUAGCUAGAAUGUGCCAUUAUCAACACGGACAAGUCAAUUUAUUUCUUAAACCUAUGUUACAAAGAGACUUUAUUUCAGCAUUACCAGCUAAAGGCCUAGAACACAUUGCGGAAACGAUUCUCACAUAUUUAGACGCUACAUCACUGCGAGCAGCAGAACAAGUAUGUAAAGAAUGGAAGCGGGUGAUAGAAGAAGGAAUGCUGUGGAAAAAGUUGCUGGAGCACAAAGUAAGAACAGACUCAUUAUGGAAGGGACUGAGUGAUCGACGACCAUGGGGUAAUCAUCUUUUUCGCCCAAAACGACCUGAAGACGUCAAACCACAUUCCUAUUAUAGGGACCUUUAUCCCAAGAUAAUAAAGGAUAUUAAUCAAAUUGAAACAAACUGGCGUACCGGUCGACAUUCUCUGCAGAAAAUUCAAUGUAGGAGUGAAACAAGUAAGGGUGUCUAUUGUCUACAAUACGAUGAUAAUAAAAUUAUAAGUGGUUUACGAGACAAUACUAUCAAGAUAUGGGAUAGAAAGUCUUUAAAUUGUGUCCAAGUUCUCACAGGUCAUACUGGCUCAGUUUUAUGUUUACAGUAUGAUGAAAAAAUAAUCAUUUCUGGAUCAAGCGACUCAACAGUCAGAGUUUGGGACGUCAACACUGGCGAAAUGCUCAAUACACUAAUUCAUCAUUGCGAAGCAGUCUUGCAUUUAAGGUUUAGCGAUGGUAUUAUGGUUACGUGUUCGAAAGAUCGGUCGAUCGCUGUAUGGGAUAUGCAAUCACCUAGAGAAAUAAAUUUGAGGCGUGUCCUGGUAGGUCAUAGGGCUGCGGUGAAUGUAGUCGAUUUCGACCAGAAGUAUAUUGUUUCUGCAUCAGGGGAUAGAACUAUCAAAGUUUGGAAUACAUCAACCUGUGAAUUCGUCAGAACGCUAAAUGGGCACAAGCGAGGUAUAGCUUGUUUGCAGUACCACGAUCGAUUGGUUGUAAGCGGUAGCUCAGACAAUACAAUAAGAUUAUGGGAUAUCGAAUGCGGAGCUUGCCUAAGAGUUUUAGAAGGACAUGAAGAAUUGGUAAGAUGUAUAAGAUUCGACUCAAAACGCAUAGUAAGCGGAGCAUACGAUGGCAAGAUCAAAGUUUGGGAUCUGGAAAGCGCCCUGGAUCCUAGACAACCACCGGCUACGUUAUGCUUAAGGACUCUUGUGGAGCAUACUGGAAGAGUAUUUAGAUUACAAUUUGAUGAAUUUCAAAUCGUAUCGUCUUCUCACGAUGACUCAAUUUUAAUCUGGGAUUUUCUCAACGCGGACGACAGCGACGAAACAACAAACAACUCAAAUUCGCCAAAUCGAACAUAUACCUACGUGCAACAACCCCGCUGA